AUGAACUCUUUUGAUUGCGGGGUGGGACGUGCUUUCUUGCUGGAAACGGAAUAUUCAACGGAGUCCGGGUCCAUGGACGAGACUGAUUCUGCCAAUCAGGGCCAUAUCCGAGAUAACUACUCCCUGCUUACCUUAAACAGACACAGAAAACUGUGCUCCGUAGGGCUAAAGGGGUCAGGAACCUGGUUUUCAGUGCGUGAAAGUGGACGCAUCGGGGGAGGGGGUGACUGUAUGUGGUAUGUGUUGGACGUCCGAAAGCGCCGCCGGCCCCUCCCACUCAGCCUGGAGUUGGGGUCGGAAAUUGUGACAGGUGCCCUCCAUGCAUGGGCGUCAAGCCCACCCCCUGCUUUUGCGCGGGCAGCGCUGUAUCAAGUCCAGCGGGCGUGGUUCAAAUUUGAUGCUUCCCCCCUGCAAAUGAGGCAACCGGGCAAGUUCCGUUUGUCUCCCGGAAGAUAG
Aspergillus niger is the source of this 456-nucleotide messenger RNA. RefSeq lists its product as hypothetical. Lineage: Eukaryota; Fungi; Ascomycota; Eurotiomycetes; Eurotiales; Aspergillaceae. The coding region runs from base 1 to 456 and encodes 151 amino acids. The record is from RefSeq and is a predicted model, not a curated record. The transcript is spliced from 5 exons.